This is a messenger RNA of Pseudo-nitzschia multistriata, 2919 nucleotides long. The record is from the annotation of a GenBank genome assembly. Lineage: Eukaryota; Bacillariophyta; Bacillariophyceae; Bacillariales; Bacillariaceae.
CCGACUAAGAACUCGCAAUCCGUCUCUGAAUCACAGGCACGUCCUAUCAUGACGCACAACCGCCUUCUAUCGUCAUCGCUGGGAUCUCUCCUCCUCCAGUUUGUCGUCGUUGGAGGGGGCUACAACUCGGUUUGCAACGGAUUCGCGUACGCACCGAAUUUCAUCACCAAAAUCAUCCAGGAAGAAACGGGGAUCGCCGAGCCCCAGGUGCAAGCGGACGGGGGAGACAGCCAGCCAUCGCCACCCGCUUCCGCCUCGGAUGCCGCAAUCGUUUCGCCAGUGAAAACACGGUUCCCCCCCGAACCCAAUGGCUAUCUGCACCUGGGCCACGCCAAGGCCGUUUCGUUCAAUUUUGCCGUUGCGCGAAUGUUCGAUGGAACCUGCAACAUGAGAAUGGACGACACCAAUCCGACCAAGGAAGACGAAGAAUACGUCGAAUCGAUAUUGGAGGACGUCAAGUGGAUCCAGUCCGGCUUGUACGAGACCGACGGCGAAGCGGCCACGCCGUGGGAGGGAAGCGUCCGCAAAACCUCGAGCUACUUUGAUACCAUCUAUGAUUGUGCCGAGGCGCUCAUCAAGCAGGGCGAUGCCUACGUGGAUUCCCUGUCGGCAGAGGAGAUGAGAGAAUACCGGGGGAGCCUGACCGAGCCCGGAAAGGACAGCCCGUAUCGAACGCGCACCCCCGAAGAAAGCCUGGAGCUCUUCCGCAAGGUGCGUUCUGUUUUGGACCCUUUGACAAAAAAAAAACACAAAAGCUGUUGUUUGCUGUGGUUGCAUGCAUGCUGGAUGCCAAUUUCAUACUAUAUUUGUUUGUUUGCUUUCUUGCUGACCGGAAUCUUUGUCGUGCUUUGGAAUCAAUUAAAAAAAAUCGUAUGCUCACUAUCCAAACUGCGCGAUAGAUGAAAAACGGAGAAUGCAAAGAAGGAGAGCACGUUGUCCGUGCCAAAAUUGACAUGGCGUCCCCCAACAUCAACAUGCGGGAUCCCACCCUGUACCGAAUCAAACACGAAUCUCACCAGGAAACCGGCGACAAAUGGUGCAUCUACCCGAUGUACGAUUUCAGCCACCCCAUUUCCGACUCUCUCGAGGAAAUUACGCACUCGCUAUGUACGCUGGAGUUCGAGGACCACCGACCCUUUUACGACUGGACGAUCGAAAAAUUGUUGCCAACGGGAUUGAUUACCGCCAAGCCACGACAAAUCGAAUUCAGCAGGCUGAACAUCCAAAACACCGUCUUGUCGAAGCGAAAAUUGAUUCAGCUCGUCGAACAGAAUCAUGUGAACGGCUGGGACGACCCACGGAUGCCAACCUUGUCGGGAAUGAGACGGAGGGGUGUGCCACCAUCGGCCCUUCGCCUCUUUUGCGAACGCGUCGGAAUCUCGAAGACCGACUCCAAUAUUGCCUUUUCGGCACUGGAGGAAUGCGUUCGUUUGAAAAUGGACGAUGCGUGCGAGCGAGCCUUUUGUGUUCUGAAACCACUCAAGGUGACCCUGACCAACUGGGAGGGAGACGCAGAUGGCAACGAUCUGGAACAGUUCACGUCUCCGCGACACCCAAAGAUUGCAGAAAUGGGGGACCGAACCAUUCCGUUUGGAAAAGAUUUGUACAUCGAGAGAAGCGACUUUUUUGAUUUGGAAGGACCCGAGGGCGAAAAGAACGGAGGCCGGGUUCCCAAGGGAUACAAGAGGCUGCUUCCCGGGAAGAUGGCACGCUUGCGUUACGCGUAUGUCAUUCAGUGCGACGAGGUGAUCCGAGAUCCCGAAACACAGGAACCGAUCGAACUGAAGUGCUCAUACUUCCCAGACACCCGGGCGGGUGUCACCCCCGAAGGGAUGCAAAGAGUGAAAGGAAUCAUCCACUGGGUCGAGGGAACUACCGGAGUCAAGUGCAAAAUCAACCAAUACGACCGCUUGUUCCUCACCGAAGAACCCGGAAAAGAAAGCGGUGAUUACCUCAAGGACUUGAAUCCGAAGUCGCUAGAAAGCCUAGAAGAUGUUUUCAUCGAACCCAGUGUUGCGGAAGAUGCCGUCAAAUUGUUGAAAACGAUCGACGAGAAAUCCGAUGCAUACGCAGCUUCCCUUGCCUAUCAAUUCGAACGAAGUGGUUACUUCGCACUGGACAAGGAGUCGACCGGAAAGGACAACCUUGUUUUCAACCGUGUCGUCACGCUCCGGGAUACGUGGGGUGCUCCGGACCAGAAGAACAACGGAAAGAAUCAGAGAAACCGAGGAAACAACAACGGCGGUGGUCGUGGACGUGGCGGUCGGCAGGUCCAAGAAAAGAAGGGACCCGUGGAAGAUAUCCGUCGGGUUGCCUUCCGGGCGGCAACCAUCAUGGAGGCGGGACCCCACCCAGAGGCCGAUGCUCUCUUGGUGUGCAAAGCCGACUGCGGUGACAAGGCCGAAGACGGAAGUCCUGACUACCGCACUGUUGUAGCCGGGCUUGCCGGAAAGAUCCCUGUCGAAGAAAUGAUCGGGAAGAAGAUUGUCGCGGUGACCAAUUUAAAACCAGCCAAGAUGAGGGGCAUCGAGAGCACCGCAAUGUUUCUGGCGGCAUCGGAUGGGGUCGAAGGCGACGACGAAAAAGUCGAGUUGUUGAACGUCCCUUCGGAGGUUCCCAACGGAGAACUGCUGUCCCUGGAUGGCAUGGAAACCAGCGAACCAGAUGCAAUGAUGAAGAGCAAGGGCGCACUGAAAGCUUUUGACCGAGCAAAGGCAGGCCUGAAGGCCAACAGCGACGGAGAAGCGAUGUGGGCUGAUGAGAAGGAGUCUUCCCAUCGACUGAUGACAUCGGCCGGCCCCGUGACUACUAGUUCACUUAAAGAUGCUGUCAUCCAAUAAAAUACUAGGAGAUGCUAUAAUUGCUGUGCUGCAAUUUCAGGAUAGAUCGAUGACUCUAAAAUGAAUAUCAAUUAAAAUU